AUGCACGGGAGAGACGAAGAUUCACCCGGCACGGAAGAAUCGGGAUAUGGAUACUAUCCUUCUUCCCAGCCAUCUCAGCUGUGGGGAUCGAGUCCCAGUCCCCCUCCAUUCCAGGCGUGGUCACCGACAUCCCCGCCAUGGCAACAAAGCCAAUAUCGGGCUCAAUCUUCUCAUCAGAGGAAUUUGGGUCGUUCGGCGUUUGGGGAUUAUCGACCCACUAUGGACUCGCCCAACCAUCCGAGGCCGGAUACCCCUUCUCACUCUUUCCAGCGCACCCAGACUCCUUUGUCUGAUUUCGAUAGGUUCACAAUAGAGCAGAUGAUGGGGAUGAUGAGUCCGGGCCUUCCGGAGACCCCGCCGACGAGAUCUGGCGGCGGCGGCGGUGGUGGGAGAGGCGGCGGCAACGGUGGUGGUGGGAGGGGCGGCGGCAACGGUGGUGGUGGGAGGGGCGGCGACAACGGGGGCGACGGGGGCAGGGGCGGCGGCGCCGGGGGAGUGGGCGACGAAGAUGAGGCCGAUGUUUCCGACUCCGCCACCGAGUAG
This is a messenger RNA of Salvia hispanica, 543 nucleotides long. The record is from RefSeq and is a predicted model, not a curated record. NCBI's taxonomy places the organism in Eukaryota, Viridiplantae, Streptophyta, Magnoliopsida, Lamiales, Lamiaceae.